This is a messenger RNA of Anthostomella pinea, 342 nucleotides long. Lineage: Eukaryota; Fungi; Ascomycota; Sordariomycetes; Xylariales; Xylariaceae. The record is from the annotation of a GenBank genome assembly.
AUGAAUUACGACGAUGGCAACCACUAUGACUCUCAAAGACACCGCAUCCGUUCAAAAGAUGUGUCCUCGCACAGAGUCACGUAUUAUGCCAAUGGCCUACCUCGACUUGUUCGAACCCAGGCCACGAGCGUCCCACAGUACCAGUACCAGGAUGCGAAAGGCCAUUACGGGGGCUCUACCCACCACAGCAGCAGCGGCAAUAAGCCCCACAGCAGUAAGGACCAUGAAAAGCACCAUAGUAGCGGCAGCAAGCAUCACAGCAGUAGAAGCAGUAGCCAACAUGACUACGGAAAGUACUAUAGCUACGAGGAGGCUGAAAAGAAGAGCAGCAGACACCGUUAG